Molecule: messenger RNA, 1014 nt
Organism: Penicillium lagena
Lineage: Eukaryota; Fungi; Ascomycota; Eurotiomycetes; Eurotiales; Aspergillaceae
Exons: 2
Coding region: 1-1014 (337 amino acids)
Biological process (GO): mRNA processing
Cellular component (GO): THO complex part of transcription export complex
Source: RefSeq, a predicted model, not a curated record
AUGCCUUACUACGGUUUGGUGGAUCAGCCAGAUGAAGAUGCCCUGCACAAGUCGCGCCUCCUCAACGUCGAAGAAAAGCCAUUCAAGCGCAUCGCCAAGCGCCUCUUAAAUCCCGACGCCCUCACCGUAUCUCCUUCCUCUCUUCCUAUCACCCCUCCCCCCGACACAUCCGACGCCGACGCACUCGCCGCCGCCGAAGCCGAAAAGCAGAAGCGCCGGGAAGAAUGGCGGCAUUUCCGGGAAGACGUCCAACUCGACUUUGCCGCGUUCGAAGGCAGCAUCGCGCGCGUUCAGUUCCUUCUGACGAGCAACGAACAAGAGCGCGAGCGGUAUGCGACCGAGAAAGUGCGGAUUCUCUCCACGAUGCAGUCUGUCCGCGAGAACACGAUGGAACUGCGGAGCCAGCUUGAAGAGGCGCAGCGACUUCUCUCGUUACGGAAGAGCUACGACGAAUUGACGGAGAAGAUCACGAAUAACAGACUGCUCAAGCCGAGGGAGGAUCAGCAGGCAAAUCUGCAGAAGUUGCAGCUGGAGAUUACGGAGCUGGAGAAGGAAAGUAAGGAUUACGCAACGACUUGGGCGGAGCGGCGCGACCAGUUUGGACGCAUCAUGGAGGAAGGAUUGCAGCUGCGCCGACAGAUUCGGGACGAGAAGGAGGAGGUCGAGCGCAGGGAGGGCAUGCAGGAAGGCGAGGAUGGAGACGAAGGCGAGGUUCCGGGCAAGGGCAAGACCAGCGGCGCGAAUAGUCCUCGGCCGGAGAGCGAGGGAAUGACGCCGUCGCAGCACAGCCAGGACGAGAGCGACCGGUUGCAGGUUGAGAAGGCGGCGGGGACGACAGGGGCUGCGUCGCCAUUGCGACAGGUCCUCAGUGCCGUGGGCGACAAGGCGUCGAACGAGCAGGAAGAUACGAAUAUGGUGGAUGAGGGCGAGGUGACUGCGGGCGAGCAGUCCGAUGAACUGGAAGAGGGAGAGGAAACCGAUGACCGGUUGCCCGAGACGAUGGACACGUCGUGA